AUGUCCUUGGCUGGGUUAGACGAUUGGGAACGUAUUUCGCAUGCUGACAUUACACUCGACAAUACAACAGGAACCAUUUAUCUCGCUUCUCAUAACGCAUCACUACAGCCAACGUUCGUAGCAUUACACGCAAUUAAAAUCAAGUUUCCUAGUGCCUCUAGAAAAGCGACAAUAGGUGGUAAUGGUGUGCUUCAGCAGGGCGCUAUUGAAUGCCGACAUAUAACAUCAUUAAAGUUUAAGAAUCAGAAAAACUUCUUUUUUCAACAUUAUCAUGUAACGCAGAUUAAAUUUAAACGGAAUACCUCACCUAUUGAACUUGUUAUAGGUUUGGGUUAUGAAGAAAAACAGCAGCAACAACAAUACAGCCCGGCAACAUAUACAUCGUUUAUAUCGUCAUGGCAAUUGAAUGAACUUCAACAAUCAAUCGAUACAAACUUUGGCUCUAUCAAUAACACUUAUCAGUCAUUCGUGUUCAAAUCUGGGGCCAAAAUGGACGGUCACUAUAUAUCUUCGUUGAAAACGAACAGCCACGGAAAUGUGAUUGUAGGAUUUUCAAAUGGAAGCAUAUAUAUUGAGCCUGCGUCACUAUCGUCUAUGUCUCAAUAUGAUGAAGAUAUCGAAGGAAUUCUAAAUGUAGACGCUCAUUAUAUCAAAGUACUUGAUCCUCAUAAAACAGCAGAUGAUUAUCAUGAUCCAGUGGCAGAUAUUACAUUUUCAGUUAAUGAAACACAUAUAUUGUAUAUGUACUCCUCGGCAAACAUGGGUGUGACAAGGAUAACAAAUGAUGCAUUUACAGAUGCUGAAACGGUAUCACUUUGUCAAAAGCUUAAACUAUGUUUAUUGAACAACAUGGACUAUCUCGACCUUGUAUCAGAAUUAGUACGGAUGUCAGAACAAGAUGCACAGAAAGGAAAAGUACAUGAGUUAGUUAAGGAUGUUAUGACAUCCUAUGAAAUAUAUCACAAUUCGAAGAAUGGCGAAAUUCUGACAAGUGCCACAUUAGAUGCAAACCAGCCCCUCGACCAAUGGAGCCUACCACAAUUCCAAAAAGCGUAUGGUUUCGUAAUGACCAUCUACAAACAUUUGCCAGACAGCCAGACACAGUACAUCAAUUUGACGAAAGCAAUCCAACUACCGAUCAUUUAUGAGUGCUUCAUCAGCAGUUGUAUUAACAAAGACUACGAUGAAAUAGAGGCAAUCCUUGAGAAACCUAUCAUUGAUGACAAUCCAUCAGGAGUAACAACUAGCAUUGAUUUCGAUAUGAACAGUAUAUGGUCGUUAGCCUCUUUGACCAGAUGGACUAUGGAUUAUGUGAAAUGGGUUUUACGACAGUGGAAUUUACUAUUCAACUGCAAAAUGCCAAAGAAUGCUCAUUCGCGAAUUUUACUAUGUAAAAUCCUGAAGCUGAUACAUUACUUCUUACAUUAUACAACCACAGCUCUGAUGAUGAUUACUCCUUCUACUACUACUACUACGAUUAAUACCUCUACGACUACAUCGAACUUCCAACAACUAACUCAUCUACCAGAACCACAAUCUUUAUUGCAAAAACAUAUAUCAGCAAUCUAUAACGAUCAAACGAUAGACAUAAAAAAUACUAUAAAAUUCCUUGACACAUUGAACGAACUUAAGCCAACAACUACAACAACUGGUAAGAUAGACGGUCAAUUUGUUACUAACUGA
This is a messenger RNA of Mycotypha africana, 1683 nucleotides long. RefSeq lists its product as uncharacterized. Lineage: Eukaryota; Fungi; Mucoromycota; Mucoromycetes; Mucorales; Mycotyphaceae. The transcript is spliced from 4 exons. The coding region runs from base 1 to 1683 and encodes 560 amino acids. The record is from RefSeq and is a predicted model, not a curated record.